Xylaria bambusicola is the source of this 1455-nucleotide messenger RNA. RefSeq lists its product as uncharacterized. Gene Ontology annotation, molecular function: protein dimerization activity; DNA-binding transcription factor activity. NCBI's taxonomy places the organism in Eukaryota, Fungi, Ascomycota, Sordariomycetes, Xylariales, Xylariaceae. Gene Ontology annotation, cellular component: RNA polymerase II transcription regulator complex. The transcript is spliced from 2 exons. Gene Ontology annotation, biological process: positive regulation of transcription by RNA polymerase II. The record is from RefSeq and is a predicted model, not a curated record. The coding region runs from base 1 to 1455 and encodes 484 amino acids.
AUGGGUUCGCCAGAGUUUGAGGGCGACUUGCCAUUCGGCUACCAUCUGAAUUUAGAUGAUACUGUUCAACCUCCACCCUCGCCUCAUGGUAUUCCCAUAUUAGACCCAACUGACAGUAAUGUGUUGGGGACUUUCUUCAAUCGCUUGAAUAACUUACAGCCUAAUGACUGGCCUAUGCAGUCUUACGGCAAUGGGCUGCCUUUCAAUGAGAGUUGGAUCAAUCCUGUUGCGCCUAAUCUACUCGGGCAUUCGACAUCUUUCGGGUCACAACCUCCACCUGAUUUGGCCUCGGCAGCCAUAACAGGGCAGUCUCCGGUGAACUUCCAGGAUGGCUUCACAUUUGUACCAACCAUGCCACAUAUGAUACCGCCGCCGCCGCCUCCCGAACUCCCGUUACAACAACAACAGGCCAUGGCAACUCGCAUCCAUCCCCAUCAGCAAUCCCACCUUGACCAAAGAUUAUUGCACGCAAUGGUUGAGCAAAAUGCCCAUACAGACGCAGCCGCCUCCUUAACGACUUUGCAGUCUGGUCAUGCAUAUUCCUACUCACCUAAUAUGGCCAGUAUCAAUAGAUUGCAGCAGUCACCCAUCACACAACCUCCAAGAGACUAUAGAAACUCUCUUUCACAAUCUCAUCCCAUGCAAGGUCAAAAUGCAUUUGUGCGAUCAACAAGAACCAAUGAGCCCGAGACAUUAUUUAGAGACAUGAUGUUCGGAACUCAAGGAUCGACAGCUCAACGUACAGAGGAACGCUCGGAGUUGCAAUGGGGCUCUGAUACCACAUUUGGUAUGUCUCAAGGAUUUGUGCCACCACAGCAUGAAUCAAGUGAAGCUCUUGUGGAAAAGCGGAUGGCUACGAUGAGGGAAGCGUUGCACUUAACUAGUAGUGAUCCAAACACUCGAGCUUCAAGCCCGGCCAUGAACGAUGAAGUAGCUACUCAGGCGCUCCUCGAGAACAGCAACGGGAAUAAUAAAGUGCAAGGAAAUCCAGCAACACAUAAUAAGAAGCGGAAGACCAAGCCCAAGAUUGAAGAAGAGGACGAAGUGGAGGAUAAAGUACCAAUUCCGCAAAAGCCUAUAACGAAGAAGCGUAAAUCUGGAAUUGAUUUGAAUGAGUUGCCUGGCUCAUCCUUAACACAGGAAGUGGCCGGAAAACGUCGGAAGUCAGGACCGAACCAACCCAAGCCACCGCGUGAAAACUUAACCGAGGCACAGAAGAGAGAAAAUCACAUCAAAAGCGAGCAAAAAAGACGACUUGCUAUCAAAGAGGGAUUUGAAGACCUUGCCUUCAUUAUUCCGAACCUACAGAACGGUGGCUAUAGCAAAAGCACCACGCUGAAUAUGGCAGGAGAAUGGAUUGAGUCUCUCAUAGAGGGCAAUCAGAAGCUGAAGCGAAUAUUGUCGCCUUUUGAUGGCGAGGAGGAAGCGGAAGCAGGUGAGGAUAUUGCGCCUUGA